GUGUGUCUUAUCAGGCCAAAAAAAUACGUAUUUGGUUACGAAACCGUAUUUUCUUGAAAUAUAUGGAGGCGUUCCUCUACGUUUCCGUAAAAAGAGCGAAGCGUAUUUUUUCUGGGCUUGCUCCUUUUACGUUUCGGUGAAAAAUUUCCCGCUUUUUUGCGACUACCGGAGCAGACACCGGUCACGCGUGCUGUCUUCAUCACACCACACCUAGACAGCACCAACAACACCCCAAAGUGCUUCCCAAGGCUACUUCACUACCAUGCCUGAGCGUGGGAAGCGUCAAAAUCCCAGGGGGAUCGCAGCGCAACGCCGGGAGAAGCGCCGUCGGCGAGCUAUCGACGAGGAGGAUGUAGCCCAUGACAAGAGAUUCACAGUCUUGGGUCUUGUGAGGGCCGUAGUAGUGGCGGCGGGCGUCGUGGCAGCAGGAGAGGCUCAUCGUGCCCACUGCCCUCAGGAACGGGAGCCCAUCUACGAGCCCAAGCGUCUUCCGUGGGCUCAACACGAGGCGGACCUCGAUAAACGGCACGGGUGGCGGCGGUCGUACCGCAUGGAGAAAGGCAGUUUCCACAAGCUUGUCGAGCUCUCCGCCCUUCGCUGGAAGUCAACGCUUUCUUCGGCGCAGGCACUGCGGUCGCCAACCAACGGCGCCAUAGCUGUGGAAGUCCGCGUUGCCGCGGCGUUGAGGAUCCUGGCUGGCGGCAGUUACUGGGAUGUUGCCCUCAUGUUUGGCUUGUCGAGGGCGGUCACGUUCGACAUCUUGUGGCAAGUGAUCGAUGCCAUCAACGAGACGCCUGCGAUUGGGGCAUUUGACUUCCCCCUGACCGAGGAAGGCUGCAUGCGAAACGCCAACAGAUUCAAGGAGAAGAGCACCGAUGGCAUUUUCUCCUGGGUCGUCGCCGCCGUGGAUGGUCUGUUCAUCAAGGCCAAGGCUCCGUAUGCGAAAGACACCGCCAACGUCCUCGCGUACUACUCUGGCAGCAAGUCCGCGUACGGCAUCAACGUACAAGCGAUGUGCACCGCCGACUACCGGUUUUGCGCGAUGUCGGCGAUCUCACCAGGCUCUACGAACGACUGGGUAGCAUGGAAUCGAUCUUCCCUCGCCAAGGCCGUCGCCCGCUUGCCCACCGGAUUUCACAUCAUUGGUGACGCCGCCUACCCCAUCGGAGAAAAGCUUCUGACUCCGUACCCUGGGAGGCUCCUGCCGGCGGGUGAGGACUCGUUCAACUUCCACCUGAGCCAGCUUCGUGUCAAGAUCGAGCAGAGCUUCGGCAUCCUGGUUUCGACUUGGGGCAUUCUGUGGAGACCUCUCCGCGUGCAGUUCGCAGGACGCGCGGAUCUCAUCACGGCUCUUUUCCAUCUGCACAACUUCCUGCAAGACGAGAAGGUAUCGCCGAUCCAGGUUGCAGAGGAGGACUCGCGCAGCGGACGCAACCGGCCGGCCCUCUGUGCUACGCAGCGCACCUUGCCGGAUGGCUGGCAAACGGAGCAGCCGGCUCCUUCGAGGAGCGGUGAGACCCCGGCCCGAGCGGCUAUCCGCACGGCCCUGGAGUUGAAGAAGCAGUGGAGGCCGGACUACAACCGCCGGAGGAAUUCGUAAGCACGUAUCCAGCCCGGCGGCAUCGUGUCGCGCGCGCACAAGCGGGAAGUGGGGACGGGUCUACAUAGGGGCGGAUGGGGGCGGAUGGGGAGGAAGGUCGCUACUACAAGCGGGCGAGAGGCGCGGCGGGGGGCAAGGGGGGUGGGGGUGGGGCGCGCGGGGAUGCGAUUCUUCCCGUGGCGGAUACCUCAAUGUAGAGGGCGGAGGGCGCUGGAAGGACGUGUUUUGGGUGUUGGUGGUAGGGUGUCGGCGCAUCCCGGGGAGAGGUGGGGGGUGUGAUGUGUGACUCACAUGUUGAUUCUCGCUGACAUGUUUUGUGGGUGUCGGUGUGGAGCGUUCUGACCAGAUGUGUCCUGGUACACUUGGUUCGUAUUGUGUGUGUUCGUGCCGGCAACACUUUAUGGUUAACAUGCAUCGUGUGCGGAUGAAAGCGGGGUCCUGUGGGUCUUGGAGGGUGCUUGUUUUGCCUAGGGCAUUAAAAAUGUGGGCAUGUUCGACUUUUUUUUCCUAAUUGAUAGGAGGGUGUGAAUCGAAAACGUUGUUGUCGUUGAUACAACUUUUAAUGAUGUCUCUGCAUCCCUGUAUUAAAUAUUCGUCGCGUGGGUGAAACAUUGCUCGAGGUUGCAGACCUGAAGGAGACCCACACACCCGCUAAAAAUUGGGGUCUUGUCGAAUCCCAUCGCGAACACAUUCCUGCGCUUCAAGUGAGCAUGCGCGGAGAUGGGAAAAAUUGCAAGGCUCCAAAAUUGCGGAAUCAAAGCGUGCCUCAGAGUUCCCGCCAACACCC
Ectocarpus sp. CCAP 1310/34 is the source of this 2387-nucleotide messenger RNA. NCBI's taxonomy places the organism in Eukaryota, Phaeophyceae, Ectocarpales, Ectocarpaceae. The record is from the annotation of a GenBank genome assembly.